AGUCACUCCCCGGCGAACGGUCGCACUAAUUACGAAGAGAGAAAAAAAAAGCUAACAAUUUUUUCAGUGCCCGAAAACUAAUUAUUUAAAAGCGAGGAGCAGCAUCAUCAGGCGAGAUGACCGAUUCCAAGUACUUCACCACCACCAAGAAGGGCGAGAUCUUCGAGCUCAAGUCGGAGCUGAACAACGACAAGAAGGAGAAGAAGAAGGAGGCGGUGAAGAAGGUGAUUGCGAGCAUGACCGUCGGCAAGGACGUCUCGGCGCUCUUCCCGGACGUGGUCAACUGCAUGCAGACGGACAAUCUGGAGCUGAAGAAGCUGGUCUACCUCUACCUGAUGAACUACGCCAAGUCGCAGCCGGACAUGGCCAUUAUGGCGGUGAACACGUUCGUCAAGGACUGCGAGGACUCGAAUCCGCUGAUCCGGGCUCUGGCCGUUCGCACGAUGGGCUGCAUCCGGGUGGACAAGAUCACCGAGUAUCUGUGCGAACCGCUGCGCAAGUGCCUGAAGGACGAGGAUCCCUACGUUCGCAAGACGGCCGCCGUGUGCGUGGCCAAGCUGUAUGAUAUCUCGGCCACCAUGGUGGAGGAUCAGGGCUUCCUGGACCAGCUGAAGGACCUGCUGUCCGACUCGAAUCCCAUGGUGGUGGCCAAUGCCGUCGCUGCGCUCAGCGAGAUCAACGAGGCCAGCCAAUCGGGUCAGCCGCUGGUCGAGAUGAACUCGGUGACCAUCAACAAGCUGCUGACGGCGCUCAACGAGUGCACCGAAUGGGGUCAGGUCUUCAUCCUGGACUCGCUGGCCAACUACAGUCCCAAGGACGAGCGCGAGGCGCAGUCCAUCUGCGAAAGAAUCACCCCGCGGCUGGCCCACGCCAAUGCAGCCGUCGUGCUGAGCGCCGUCAAGGUGCUGAUGAAGCUGCUCGAGAUGCUGUCCAGCGACAGCGACUUCUGCGCCACGCUCACCAAGAAGCUGGCCCCGCCACUGGUCACGCUGCUCUCCUCGGAGCCCGAGGUCCAGUAUGUGGCGCUGCGCAACAUCAAUCUGAUUGUCCAGAAGCGACCCGACAUUCUCAAGCACGAGAUGAAGGUGUUCUUCGUCAAGUACAACGAUCCCAUCUACGUGAAGCUGGAGAAGUUGGACAUUAUGAUACGGCUGGCCAACCAGAGCAACAUCGCCCAGGUGCUCAGCGAGCUGAAGGAGUACGCCACCGAGGUGGACGUGGACUUUGUGCGCAAGGCGGUGCGCGCCAUCGGGCGAUGCGCCAUCAAGGUGGAGCCCUCCGCCGAGCGCUGCGUGUCCACGCUGCUCGAUCUCAUCCAGACCAAGGUCAACUAUGUGGUGCAGGAGGCCAUUGUGGUGAUCAAGGACAUCUUCCGCAAGUACCCGAACAAGUACGAGAGCAUCAUCAGCACGCUCUGCGAGAAUCUGGACACGCUGGACGAGCCGGAGGCGCGCGCCUCGAUGGUCUGGAUCAUUGGCGAGUACGCCGAGCGCAUUGACAACGCCGACGAGCUGCUCGACAGCUUUCUCGAGGGUUUCCAGGACGAGAACGCCCAGGUGCAGCUGCAGCUGCUGACGGCCGUCGUCAAGCUGUUCCUGAAGCGCCCCUCGGACACCCAGGAGCUGGUCCAGCACGUCCUCUCGCUGGCCACCCAGGACUCGGACAACCCCGAUCUGCGGGACCGCGGCUUCAUCUACUGGCGCCUCCUGUCCACCGAUCCGGCUGCCGCCAAGGAGGUGGUGCUGGCCGACAAGCCGCUCAUCUCGGAGGAGACCGACCUGCUGGAGCCGACGCUCCUAGACGAGCUCAUUUGCCACAUCAGCUCGCUGGCCAGCGUGUAUCACAAGCCGCCCACGGCGUUUGUUGAGGGUCGCGGUGCCGGCGUGCGCAAGUCGCUGCCCAAUCGCGCCGCCGGCUCAGCAGCUGGUGGCGAGCAGCCGGAGAGCGGAGCCGGCGGCUCGGAGGCCAUGGUCAUACCCAACCAGGAGUCGCUCAUCGGCGAUCUGCUCUCCAUGGACAUCAAUGCACCAGCCAUGCCCGCUGCCCCGGCGGCCACCAGCAACGUGGAUCUGCUGGGCGGCGGCCUGGACAUCCUGCUGGGUGGAGCACCGGCAGAGGCGGCUCCCGGCGGCGGCGGCGGUGCCUCCAGCCUGCUGGGCGACAUCUUCGGCCUGGGCGGCGCCUCGCUGUCGGCGGGCGUGCAGAUACCCAAGGUCACCUGGCUGCCUGCGGAGAAGGGCAAGGGCCUCGAGAUACAGGGCACCUUCUCGCGGCGCAACGGCGAGGUCUUCAUGGACAUGACGCUGACCAACAAGGCCAUGCAGCCGAUGACCAACUUCGCCAUCCAGCUGAACAAGAACAGCUUCGGCCUGGUGCCGUCGUCGCCCCUCCAAGCUGCUCCCCUGCCGCCCAACCAGUCCAUCGAGGUGAGCAUGGCGCUGGGCACCAACGGACCCAUCCAGCGCAUGGAGCCGCUCAACAACCUGCAGGUGGCCGUGAAGAACAACAUCGACAUCUUCUACUUCGCCUGUUUGGUGCACGGCAACGUGCUGUUCGCCGAGGACGGGCAGCUGGACAAGCGCGUGUUCCUCAACACCUGGAAGGAGAUACCAGCCGCCAACGAACUGCAGUACAGUUUGAGCGGCGUGAUCGGCACCACCGACGGCAUCGCCUCCAAGAUGACCACCAACAACAUCUUCACCAUCGCCAAGCGCAACGUCGAGGGCCAGGACAUGCUGUAUCAGUCGCUCAAGCUGACCAACAGCAUCUGGGUGCUGCUGGAGCUCAAGCUGCAGCCGGGCAACCCGGACGCCACGCUCAGCCUGAAGUCGCGCUCCGUGGAGGUGGCCAACAUCAUCUUCGCCGCCUACGAGGCCAUCAUCCGUUCGCCCUAAGCGCUCCACGGGGGAUAAAUGGUCAG
Molecule: messenger RNA, 2920 nt
Organism: Drosophila takahashii
Lineage: Eukaryota; Metazoa; Arthropoda; Insecta; Diptera; Drosophilidae
Gene: AP-1-2beta
Product: adaptor protein complex 1/2, beta subunit
Biological process (GO): intracellular protein transport; vesicle-mediated transport
Cellular component (GO): membrane coat; clathrin adaptor complex
Molecular function (GO): clathrin binding
Source: RefSeq, a predicted model, not a curated record